Rangifer tarandus platyrhynchus (Svalbard reindeer) is the source of this 357-nucleotide messenger RNA. The record is from the annotation of a GenBank genome assembly. Lineage: Eukaryota; Metazoa; Chordata; Mammalia; Artiodactyla; Cervidae.
AUGAUCUUAUCAAGGAACAUAGGAUGGCACUUCCUUCAUUCUCACAUUUCUAUGCCCAUGCGUGCUGGCCACAAAGUUACACCUAUAGCCACUUUCAUCAUCAUUACUGGAUUUAUAUAUUUAUGGAGCACUUCCUACAUGCCAGGCACUGUGCUAAGCAUUUCACAAGCACUAUCUCUUUUUCAAAACCUCAAGAGAUGGGCAGUGUUCUCAUCUCUAUUUACAGAUGAAGAAACUGUGGCUGAAUCAAGUGAGGAUCUACCUCAAAGUCACGCAGCCAGGAAGUGGCAAAGCUGGAUGAGUGGCUUCAGCUGCCAUGUGCUUGAUGAGAAUCUGAUUCUGCCCUAUCUCAUUUGA